Molecule: messenger RNA, 1851 nt
Organism: Sorghum bicolor (sorghum)
Lineage: Eukaryota; Viridiplantae; Streptophyta; Magnoliopsida; Poales; Poaceae
Product: F-box protein AFR
Exons: 1
Coding region: 158-1339 (393 amino acids)
Molecular function (GO): protein binding
Source: RefSeq, a predicted model, not a curated record
ACCCAUCCACCUCUAUAAAUUCCCGCCCACCCCUCUUCCAUUCCAUUCCCCAUCAUCAUUCACCAAGCCGAACCGAGAGAGCUCCCCAGACCCACAGCGGGGCGAAGCGAAUCGCAUCAAAUUCGACCGAAGAAUCGAGCCACUCAGCCCCGCCACCAUGAGCUUCUCGUCCAUGAGCAAGCAGCAGGUGCUGGACACCGGCGAUGGGGAGGGGGAGGAGGUCAUGGAGCUCAUCCCGGGCCUGCCGGAGGAUGUGGCCGAGAAGUGCCUCCUCCACCUGCCCUUCCUCUACCACCGCCUCUUCCGCACCGUCUCCUCCACCUGGAACCGCUUCCUCACCGACGCCCCUGCCAAGCCGCUGCUGUUCCCUCCCGCCGCCGCGGGUCCUGGGGCCGGGACCGCGGCCACGGGGUCGGUGUCCUUCUCCCUGCCCUUCCUCUUCGCCUUCGCGUUUGACCCCGUGUCGCGGCGCCUCCAGUGCCAGGCGCUGGACCCUUUCUCGAGGAGGUGGCUGCUGCUCCCGCCGGUGCCCGGCGGCGGCGCCGCGGCCGGGUCGUUCGCGGUGGUGGGGCUCCCCCGCCGCGGCGAGAUCUACGUGAUCGGCGGAGUCGAGGAAGGCGGCAGCGACAAGGCGGUGACGAGCGUGGCGGUGUACAGCGCCGCGCGGAACGGGUGGGAGGAGGCCGCGUCGAUGCGGACUCCGCGCGGGUACAUGGCGGCCGGCGAGGUUGGAGGGCGGGUGGUGGUGGCCGGGGAGGACGGCGAGGCCGAGGUGUUCGACCCGGAGGCCGGGCGGUGGUCGCCCGCCGCGCCGCGCCGUGGCGCGGCCGUGGCGCGGUACGACGCGGCGGCGGCCGGCGGGAAGCUGUACGUGACGGAAGGGUGGGCGUGGCCGUUCGAGCGCGCGCCGCGCGGCGCCGUGUACGACGCCGCCGCGGACUCGUGGUGCGAGAUGGCGCGCGGGAUGCGGGAAGGGUGGACGGGCUCCUGCGCCGUGGCGGGCGGGCGGAUGUACAUCGUGGCGGAGUACGGGGAGUGGCGGCUUAAGCGGUACGACGAGGGCCGGGACGAGUGGCGGAUGGUGGCAGGCAGCGGGGUGCCACCCGAGGUGCGCCGGCCCCACGUCGUCGCCGGCGAGGUCGGGGAGGUCGCAGGCGGGAGGCGGAGGAUUUACGUCGUCGGCGCCGGGCUCGACGUCGCCGUGGGCACUGUCUCUGCCGCCGCCGCCGCCACCGCGGCACCCGGCGUCGAGGAGGAAGUGGUGGAGUGGGAGGUGGUCAAGGGCCCUGGCGAGUUCGCCGGGCUCGCGCCCUGCAACGCGCAGGUCCUCUACGCAUGAGGCACCACCGCCGGACCCCCCCCCCCCUUCGGGUAGAACGUCUGCAUCGCCGGACCGAGGACCGACGCUUCGGCCCAGUCGGCGCACCCACACGGGUCCACCUCCACCAGCCCAGCGCUGCAUCACGUCGCCGGCGAAGCGCCGAGCUGGCCCACAUGUCAGUGGAACGUGACGGCUCCAGCGUCUCGCCGGCAGGCAGGAGCGAGUGGCCUGAUGGAUUUUCCGAAGAAAAAAAAUAAAAUGGAAAACAGAAGCGCAAGCGCAGGUGCACAGGCUCGCCACGUGGGACCAGUGUGUGAGCGAGCAGUGAUGAUGGGACUUGGCCACUUGCUAGAGGCUGAAAAGUCUUUUCCGCCACGUGGGACCGAGGAAGCGUGCAAGCUGUAGAAAUUAUUUUUCUUUCUCUUUUGAGGCUUUUCUUGUACUACCAGUGUAUAUAUUGGUAUUGUAUUUUUGAAGGAAACGGAGAAAAACAAAAUCAAAUGAACAGAACGGGAUGGUGUGAAGUGAAA